AUGAGUGUUUUGAAUAACCCGCUUUAUCGUCCACUCUUGGAGGUACUUAGAUCGUCGAGAAAUGGGAUAGUGUACGGGGGUAAGAUUCGUUUUUCUCAUGCGUUGGUGAUUAAUUUGUUGUAUAGGUCUGGGCCGCUUAAACCAAGAUUGCAGCAGGUGUUGAAGGCCACCAAGAACCAUGCCGAGGUGUUAGCUGGAUUCGCGAUAAUAUAUAAAUUCGCUGUGAACGUGUUGGUUAGCGAGAAGAUCAUGGGGACUGACAAGUUGGGAUUGGUGAAAUUUCUUGCUGGGUGUUUUGGAUCGUGGGUAGUUUAUUCACAGCAUUUCAACUACUUCAACCCGGGAAUUACGCACCAGGUUACACUCUAUUGUUUCUCGAGAGUGUUGAUUGCGGUGGGUAAGAUUCUACUCGAUAACUACUUGAAUUGUAGACAACCUACGCUCUAUCUGGCCAGUGGAGAACUGAUCCCAUAUGCCAAGUUGACAGGCAACCAGCAGAAGAAGUUGAGGUCGUCUGUGUAUAACAAGACGUGGAAAUACUUUGCGGUGUUGACAUGGGGAUUAGUUAUGUUCAUCUACGAUUACCAGCCACAAUACUUACAGAGUUCGUUGAGACACUCCAUGGCGUACAUCUAUGAUGUGGAAAUGGAUGAGUGGUCCACAUGGAGAGAUUUUUUCGGGUUCUAA
Molecule: messenger RNA, 687 nt
Organism: Debaryomyces hansenii CBS767
Lineage: Eukaryota; Fungi; Ascomycota; Pichiomycetes; Serinales; Debaryomycetaceae
Exons: 1
Coding region: 1-687 (228 amino acids)
Cellular component (GO): peroxisomal membrane
Source: RefSeq, a predicted model, not a curated record